AUGCUCCCUCCCACUCGGGCACGCCUGCCCGCUGCUCUGCGGAGCUUGUCCCGGUCUUCCACGACUGUUCGCACUCUCUCGACCACCCUUCCCCGCUUCCAGAAUGACGACAAGGCCGAUAAGGCCUUGAACAAGGUCUCCCGCAACAUUACCCAGCCCAUCUCCCAGGGCGCUUCCCAGGCCAUGCUGUACGCCGUCGGUCUGACUGAGGAGGACAUGAACAAGGCCCAGGUCGGCAUUUCGUCCGUCUGGUUCAACGGGAACCCUUGCAACAUGCACUUGCUCGACCUAAACAACAAGGUGCGCCAGGGUGUGCAGGACCAGGGCCUGGUCGGCUUUCAGUUCAAUACCGUCGGUGUCAGUGACGCCAUCAGCAUGGGAACCAGUGGUAUGCGCUUCUCUCUGCAGAGUCGUGACCUGAUUGCCGAUUCCGUCGAGACUGUGAUGGGUGGCCAGUGGUAUGAUGCCAAUAUCAGUAUUCCCGGCUGUGACAAGAACAUGCCUGGUGUUCUGAUGGCCAUGGGUCGUGUGAACCGCCCCAGUCUCAUGGUCUACGGUGGUACCAUUAAGCCCGGUUGUGCUGUGACCCAGAACAAUGCCGAUAUCGACAUUGUCUCUGCUUUCCAGGCCUACGGCCAGUUCAUCACUAAGGAGAUUACCGAGCCUCAGCGUUUCGAUGUCAUUCGUCACGCUUGCCCUGGUGAGGGUGCCUGUGGUGGUAUGUACACUGCCAACACUAUGGCUACUGCCAUUGAGACCAUGGGUAUGACCCUGCCUGGUUCCUCGUCCAACCCGGCCAACUCCCAGGCCAAGUACCUCGAGUGUCUCGCUGCCGGAGGCGCCAUCAAGAAGCUGCUUGCUGAGGAUAUCCGUCCCCGCGAUAUCCUGACUCGCCAGGCCUUCGAGAACGCCAUGGUCGUUGUCAACAUCACCGGUGGCUCCACUAACGCUGUUCUGCAUUUGAUCGCCAUUGCCGACUCUGUUGGCAUCAAGCUCACCAUUGAGGACUUCCAGUCCGUCUCGGACCGCAUUCCUUUCUUGGCCGACCUGAAGCCUUCCGGCAAGUACGUCAUGGCUGAUCUGUUCCACAUCGGUGGUACUCCGGCUCUGCUGAAGAUGCUCUGGAAGGAGGGUCUCAUUGAUGGCUCUGGUAUGACCGUCACCGGUGAGACUCUCGCCAAGAACCUGGAGAAGGCCCCCGACUUCCCUGAUGACCAGAAGAUCAUCCGCCCCUUCUCUGAUCCCAUCAAGCCCACCGGUCACAUUCAGAUCUUGCGCGGCUCGCUCGCCCCUGGUGGCAGUGUCGGCAAGAUCACUGGUAAGGAGGGCACCUCCUUCACUGGCAUGGCCCGUGUGUUCGAUAACGAGGACUCCUUCAUCGCUGCGCUGGAACGCAACGAGAUCUCUAAGGACGAGAAGACCGUGGUUGUCAUCCGCUAUUGUGGCCCCAAGGGUGGCCCCGGCAUGCCCGGUACGUAUCCAUGCGCCUAG
Messenger RNA from Penicillium macrosclerotiorum, 1491 nucleotides. RefSeq names its product dihydroxy-acid dehydratase ILV3 (gene ilv3). The transcript is spliced from 2 exons. Bases 1 to 1491 code for a protein of 496 amino acids. Gene Ontology annotation, molecular function: dihydroxy-acid dehydratase activity. The record is from RefSeq and is a predicted model, not a curated record. Gene Ontology annotation, biological process: branched-chain amino acid biosynthetic process. Gene Ontology annotation, cellular component: mitochondrion. NCBI's taxonomy places the organism in Eukaryota, Fungi, Ascomycota, Eurotiomycetes, Eurotiales, Aspergillaceae.